UUAUUUCUUUCUUUCCUUUCUUCUCCGUUCUCUCUCUUUUCUCUCGCUCCUUUCCGUGACUUUGCUAGCAACGACAACAAGCUGUUGCCGUCCGAACGCCGGCGAAUUAGACCUCAUUGUUACUGCCAGUCAUCUCCCGUUCAUCUCAGGAACAAGAAACAGCUGUUGCAUGCCUCGAAUCGUUACUGUUUCGACGAAGGCGUGGGUGGGACGCGUAAUUCUACAACCUCUUCAAGGUGUACACGCAGCUAGGAAAAUUUCAGCAAGAAAAAUCCCCAGAAACUCCUCCUCCUGUUCUGUCAUUGAUAUCUCAGCUCUGUCUCUCUCAAUCUUGAGUGUGAGAAAAUGGCUUCAAAAUUGGAAUUUCCAAUAUUUGGGCAAAGGACAACAGGAAGAGAACACCAAUAGUGGUGACGAUGGAGAAUCCCUUCUUUGCAGUGGAAAUCGACGAUCUAUGUGCAACAUUCAGCGCAGUUUAUAAAAGCAGGGGUCAAAAUGAAGAAUCAAUGAAAUGGGGAUUUGUUUAAUUUUAUCAAGUUUUGUACUGAGGUAAAACUCCCCCCAUUUAACAUAGUUUUAAAUGCUUUUUAGUAUGUGUGUAAAUAAGAUUGUGAGCAUGGUUGUAUAUAUAUAUGUAGUAGUAGUAGUAGAAUUAGAAACAUUGUUAUAAUUAUGGGUAACUAGAGUUGUAAACCUGCGGAAUCGCGCAGACUUUGCUUGUAAAACCUAAUAGGGACAAAUUGGUAUCAGAAAUAUACAUAUCCUCGGAUUCUUCGUUAUAAAAAGAAAAUCGAAGAUGUAUGAUGAGAA
Malus domestica (apple) is the source of this 810-nucleotide messenger RNA. Lineage: Eukaryota; Viridiplantae; Streptophyta; Magnoliopsida; Rosales; Rosaceae. The record is from RefSeq and is a predicted model, not a curated record.